Messenger RNA from Paramecium tetraurelia, 645 nucleotides. RefSeq lists its product as uncharacterized. The record is from RefSeq and is a predicted model, not a curated record. Gene Ontology annotation, molecular function: protein binding. NCBI's taxonomy places the organism in Eukaryota, Ciliophora, Oligohymenophorea, Peniculida, Parameciidae. The transcript is spliced from 6 exons.
AUGUAAAAAACUUAAACAAAUAGAUUGAAUAAAGAAUUGCAGGACUUCAACGAAAGAUAAAAAAAAGGAGAAGAUUCUGGAAUUUCAAUUUUGUUGGUUGAUUAAAAUAUUACUCAUUGGAAAGGCUUUAUAAAUGGACCAUCUGAUACACCUUACGCUAAUGGUUACUUUUAGGUUGACAUAGUGAUUCCUCAAGAAUAUCCAUACAAACCUCCAAAAAUGAAGUUCGACACUCGUAUUUGGCAUCCCAACAUCUCUUCUUAAACUGGGGCUAUUUGUUUGGAUAUAUUAAAAGAUGAGUGGUCACCUGCGCUUUCUAUACGUACAGCUUUGUUAUCACUUUAGGCAUUAUUGUGUGAUCCAUAACCAGAUUCCCCAUAAGAUGCUGUAGUAGCCAAUCAAUACAAAACCUAAAAAGAUUUAUUUGUUAAAACAGCAAAAGAAUGGACAUAAAAUUAUGCUUCAAAAAAUAAGUAAGAGGAGAAGGUGUAAAAUUUAGUCAAUUUAGGGUUUGAAGUAGGCAAAGUUAGGGAAGCUCUUCUUAGAUUUGGAUAUGAUGAAGAAUAAGCAGCAAACUUUCUUUUGGGAGGUUGAUUAAUGUUUAAUACAAAAAAUAAAUAUUAUCUUUUAUUAAAUCAGUCUCAA